Molecule: messenger RNA, 7204 nt
Organism: Gallus gallus (chicken)
Lineage: Eukaryota; Metazoa; Chordata; Aves; Galliformes; Phasianidae
Gene: SALL4
Product: spalt like transcription factor 4
Exons: 4
Coding region: 2257-5475 (1072 amino acids)
Biological process (GO): regulation of transcription by RNA polymerase II
Cellular component (GO): nucleus
Molecular function (GO): DNA-binding transcription factor activity, RNA polymerase II-specific; RNA polymerase II cis-regulatory region sequence-specific DNA binding
Source: RefSeq, a predicted model, not a curated record
ACAAUCGCCCUGGACCUUUUGUAGCUUGACCUCCAGCCAUCUUUGAUUUCCGACUUCCUAAAAUAACUCCGGUGAGCUAAUGCGGGGUGUGCGGGAGCGCUUUGUAUUUGGGUGGUGCGGGUGAUUUCGCUCCCGCAAAUCACUCUGCCUCCUUUUCGGUGAGCUCGCAGCCCUUUGCCUUGCGAAGGGAAGAGGAAAGGAUAUAUUUAAACUUAUAUUAGUCCAGAGCCCUGGGUGGGCGUGCAGGGAAGGGGCUGUUUGCCGGCGGUCACCCACGGGAGAGAGGAAGGCUCGGGGCUGUCUCCGUGCCCGGCUUCCCCCGGCGGUGUCGCAUCUCCCCGCGGGGCUCCGCUCCGCUGCGGGCUCUCCCCGCUCUCCGUACCCCGAGUCGGGCAGUGCGGCGGAGCGGGGGCAGCUCCCCGGGGAGGCGGCAGCCGCGGGGCCCGUCCCGCUGUGGGGUGGGACGGUGCGGGGAGAGCUGCCAGAGCGACCCCGGCCGCUUCCUUAAGAGUUGUGGGUGUUGUGGUCAAGCACUUCUGUAGGUCAGCUCUACAGCUUUGGGGGGUUCUUUGCCUUCCCAAGGGGCUGCUUUUCUGGGGAGGGGGGACGGAGGAUUCCAGUCCUGGAAUUGAUCAAUACCAAUGCACGUUACGGGAGCUGUUGAUUCCCAAACCGCAGGAGGUUCGGGCUCUUAAUUUUUUUUUCCUCCUCCCCCUUCUCUCUUCUUUGAUUCGAAAUGUGCAAUUGUUGGGUCCGGUUAAUGGUGACUUAAGAUUCGGCAAGCUGGCCAGAAGGCAAUAAAUCCCAUGUUUAAUGCAUGACUGUUUUCCUUUGUGCAUAUGGUUAGGUUGGGGGAUGGAGGUGAUGUUUCCACAUGUAAAUCUCUGCCCGCUGCUGGAAAGCCACCUCCGGGGCUGCGCUGAAACAAAAGGGUUAAUAACUCCUGAUGCGGCCCAUCGGGGCGGGGGAGGUGUGCUGCGAGGGGAGGAUCGCUCCACACCGCGCACUUGGGGCAAUGGGCAGCUGCUUUUGUGUUGGUCGACUUUUUUUUUUCUUUUUUUCCUCCCCCUCCUUUUAACAUAUCUUUUAACAUAUCCCUCCGUGAAACCCUCCGCCUCCCCACGGGAGCCGGAGCAGCACGGGCCAGGGGGGACCUGCCGAAGUUCUCACCCUUCCGGGGGGGGUUCUGCUGCCGCCGGGAUGGGGCCGGGGCCUCCUUUGUGGGUCGCGACGGCCGCUGGGAGCGGAGUGGGGGCACCGGAGCGCCGCAGGGACGGAGCCGGGAUGGAGCUGCCGGGCGCCGCCCCGCGGCCGCGCUCUGCCGGGACCCCUCGGGGCGGCCCUCGGUCAGGACACGUCCCGGCGGCGCGGCCCCGACCUCUGCGGGAGCUUCGUGCCUUCUGAAAUUAAAACACGUGGGUUCCGAGUGUCUGAUCUCCGAAGCGGUUCCCGUAUUUCCCGCUCCAGGUGUGUCCGAGUGCUGAGGGUGCAUAACAAAGUGGAAAUACGGCAGGGAUUUGGCUGGGACGUUAUCGAGAGUAUAUACGUGAUCGAAAUAAUAAAAUCAAGCCCUUAUCUCCUAGUUUGCAAGUGCCCUUUUUCUCGUGUUGUUUCCCGAAGCGAUGCGGACCCACCUCUGCGAACAAUGCGGCGCGUUAAGCUGCGGCGCGGCCAACGCGGUGAUCAAUUAACAGGUCAAAAAAUCAGCAGGUGGGCACCGGGGGAUCACGCGACAGAGCGAAAUUAGCAUUUCCACAGAGGGGAUGAAAAUGCCCAUCGUGCCCCAUAGCCGCCACUAAAAAAUAUAUUAAAAAAACAUCUGAUUUAUUCUUAAAAAUACAGUAUCAAACUGCAGCUGUUGUCGAGGUGGCGCUGGAUUUCAUUUCUUCAGUGCCCCGCUCCGUGCGUGGAGUUGUGCCGAUGCUGGCGAGGUGUUCGACGAGGAAAGUGACGGGUUUGGUAUCGGUGGGUUUUAUUAUUAUCAUUAUUAGUUUGGGUUCGUCCGAAAUGGGCGCAGAGCGUUGGGGGGGUGUUGGGAGCCGCGGGGCUGCGCGGCUGGAGGGGCCCUGGGCUGGGCGAUGCCCGCUUGUUUUUCCUUUUACGUAAGUGAAACAUUAUAUUGGUUGUAGUGAUGGAGCCCUUCGCUGGGCUCGGCGGCAUGUGACGUUUUGACAGAGCUGCUGCUCUAACCUUUGCCUCCUCCCGCUUGCUGUGGGUGGGAGUCCACGAGACGUCCCAGGUGAUGGAGAUGGCGAAAUGAGCUCCAAAAGGUGCCGAACGGAGGAAACCAAGAUCUGUGAGAAAUGCUGUGCAGAAUUCUUCGAUCUCUCUGAAUUCCUUGAGCAUAAGAAAAAUUGCACUAAAAAUCCACCUGUCCUAAUCAUGAAUGACAGUGAGGGAGCAGUCCCUCCUGAAGGCUUCUCCGAAGCUGCUGUUGGGAGCUUCUCGAGUGACCGAGGGGAUAGCAGGGCACACAAGGACACUCAGGCGAAGGGCUGCACCGGUUCUGCAGAGAAGAGAGAAGGAAAAAUUGAUGCCGAGUCGGUGGGAGGGAUGUACCUCAAGAUAGAACCCCCAGCUGCACCCGUGACUCCUGGGCUGAGCUAUCUACCAAAAUCCAAAGUACCGAACACUAACGUGACUUUGCAGACGAUACGUGGCACUAAAGUGGCUGUGAACCAGCGUACCACCGACGCCAUCGCUUCUUCAGCCGCCAGCUUUAAUGCUAUUCCCAUGAUCCUGGAGCAGCUCGUGUGCUUGCAGCAGCAGCAGCUCCAGCAGAUCCAGCUGACGGAGCAGAUCCGCAUCCAGAUCGCCAUGAUGGCCCCUCACGCCCUGCACCCCUCCAUAGCCGCUGCUGCUGACCCACUGAAGGCGCUGGGUGCUCACAUGUCCCAGCAGCUGUCAGCCGCUGUGGCGCUGAUCGGGCAGAAGGCGGGAAGCCAGAGCCUAUCGCUGGAAUCCUUGAAGCAAGGCAAACUACCUCAUGCUAACACUGGUGUUGCGGCCGCCGGCUCGCUGGCUGCCGGCCUCUCCUCCCCCUUCCCCCUGAAGCCAGAGGCCAGCAGAACCUUUGCCGGCUCCAUUUCUCGGUUCCCGAAUCCUUUGCUACCUCAGUCCUCCCACUCUGUCAUCUUCCAGAAUCCCCUUUCGGCUGUUUCUUCUGUCAUAGAUUCCUCAAAGAGGGUGAAAGGGAAACCUCCCAAUAUCUGUGUGUCCGAAAGCAAAUCGAGCGCAGAGGAGCCGUUCUUCAAACACAAGUGUAAAUUCUGCGGCAAGGUCUUUGGCAACGACAGCGCCCUGCAGAUCCACCUCCGCUCCCACACCGGAGAGAGGCCCUACAAGUGUAACAUUUGUGGUAACCGCUUUACAACCAAAGGAAACCUUAAAGUGCAUUUUCAGCGUCACAAAGACAAAUACCCCCACAUCAAGAUGAACCCUUACCCGGUUCCUGAGCACCUGGACAAUGUUCCCACAAGCAGUGGGAUCCCGUAUGGGAUGUCUGUGCCACUGGAUGAGUCUAACCUAAUCGUGGAUAGCAAACCCCUGCUGACAACCCUGCCUACCUCCGCAGCCUCCAGCGCUCCUCCGAACGCUCCCAGCCUUGCGGGCACCAAGGAGCCGGCCGCCUUCUCCACAGAGCUGCCCUCUCGGCCUUCUCCAGACAGCGAAGGCGGCUCUUCCUCAUCUGGGGCGGUCGGUCACGAAUCGGGAACGGAGCAGAGCUUGAGCUCCCCGCAAGCUGCCUGCAGCGGGGGCAUCUUCCACAUGGGCGGGUCGAAUGAGCAAGGUUCAGAAACAUCCAAGCUUCAGCAGCUGGUUGAGAACAUCGAUAAGUCCACUGCGGACCCCAACGAGUGCCUGAUCUGUCACAGAGUGCUGAGCUGCCAGAGCUCGCUCAAAAUGCAUUAUCGUACCCACACCGGGGAGAGGCCGUUCAAGUGUAAAAUCUGUGGCCGUGCCUUCUCCACCAAAGGGAAUCUUAAAACUCAUUAUGGUGUCCACCGGGCCAAUACUCCUCUGAAGAUGCAACACUCGUGUCCUAUCUGCCAGAAGAAGUUCACAAACGCAGUUGUGUUGCAGCAGCACAUCCGCAUGCAUAUGGGAGGACAGAUACCUAACACGCCCAUGCCGGAAAACACCUGUGACAGCGCCGAAGUGGAUCCUGCUGCAGCUGAGAAGAACGGUGACAUCAGCCGCCCAGAUGAGAGCAUGGAAAGCAUGGAGAUAGAGGAGGACCUGGAGUCUCAGGAUGGCCCCAGGAGCUCCUCGAAGCCUCCUACCCCAUUCGAUGCACAGUCAGAAUUGCCGGCCGCAGCCGCUGGCUUCUCUGGCAUUGCUGCACUGGAGAAUCAAAUGAAGAUUGUCAACUCUGCUCUAAACCUGCAGCGGCAAAGCAGCUUGAAGUCCAGUGACAACGGCUCUACAGAGAGCGAUGGCAUGACGAACGAUUCGUCUUCUGUGGCCGGAGAUCCAGAUUAUCAGAAUGGCCGCAGUCCUGCCGCCUCCGAGUCCACCUCGCUGCAGGCUCUAUCCCCUGCCAACAGCCAAACUGAGAGCGUGAGGUCAAAGUCACCGAGCUUCACCAGCCAAGAAGAUGUAGGCACGGGAAGUAAAUCAGAGGGUCCUGAGAGUGCUCCUGGAGAGAUGGAAGGGGUCGUUGCUUUGGAUUUAACUUAUGGCAACAUUGGUCGGAAAGUCAUUAAAGAAGAACCUGGGCUACACUUUGCAAAUGGAGAGUAUGGUCGAAAUAGUAUUCCAGCUGCUUUUGUUAGAGCCCCGCCAGCCCUCAUAAAAAUGGAAAUACCAAGUGAGCGUCCCAUUAGCACUAGCCAUUUCAUUGGCCCACCAGCUCUCUCCCCUGGUGUUGCCCCUCUCCUUGUGCCACGACCGAAGUUCUGCCGUCCAGCCAAACAGCACAUCUGCACUACGUGUGGGAAGAACUUCUCCUCUGCCAGUGCCCUGCAGAUUCACGAGCGGACCCAUACAGGGGAAAAGCCAUUUGCCUGCACCAUCUGUGGGAGAGCCUUUACAACGAAGGGGAACCUGAAGGUCCAUGUAGGAACUCACAUGUGGAAUAAUUCUGCCAGACGGGGAAGAAGGCUUUCAAUUGAUAACCCCAUGGCUCUACUGGGGAAUGACCCCAAGAAGGUAUCUGAAAUGUUUCCCAAGGAUAUCGUGGCUCCUUCAGUGAGCAUUGACCCCACAGUAUGGAAUCAGUACACAGCAGUGCUCAGCAAUGGCAUAGCAAUGAAGACCAACGAGAUCUCAGUGAUCCAAAGCGGCGGCUUACCGACCCUCCCAGUCACCGUUGCGGGUGGUUCGGCAAUAAACACUGCGACGGUUUCCAAAACGGAUGGGACCCAGUCUGGGGCUGGUUCUGAUACGGAAAAGGCCGGUGGUGCUGCUGCAGACAACGUGCCAAAACAUCAAUUCCCUCUCUUCAUGGAGGAGAACAAAAUUGCCGUUAGUUAAGAACUCGAGUGAAGAUGACGUACAGAAAGAACAAAUAUAUAUAUACAAACAUAUAUUUUUAAGAGAUUCCACUUCAGCCUCCUAUUUUCCUAUUGACGUGCAAAUGAUUUUAUGGUUGUCUUUGUAAGAUUUCGUUGCCCAGAGUACAAUCAUGGUAUUGCUUUGCAAAUAGUAAAUAAUAAAGAAUAGGAUUUCCUUUUAUUUGGAAAGAUGCGGGUCUUGCAAAGUAGUUCUUACGUGUGACUUUAAUGUGUACAGCCUUACAGAAGUUUCUACAACUUGAAAUUCCAAAGGUUUAGAUUAUUUACCUCUUCAUUUAGAGUGAAAUACUUGGGGGUUUUGAAUAGAGUGGAAACAGCCUACUGUUGGUGGAGGAGCUUGUAUUUACUGAUGAGAAAUGAAAGCUGUUAAUGCGGGUAAAUAUCCUGGAAUGUCUGCCACCCUCUUAGAAGUAGUUUUUCUGUUUGAAUUUUUGGCUCUGUGUGAUUUCUGAAUGUACUUUUUUACUAUAAUGGCGAUAAAAAUGACUUUUUUUUUAAUUCCUUUUUGCCUCAGAAGUUCUAUGAAAGGAAGUUGCUGUUUUUCUUCAAUCACUGCUUCUAAGGAAUUCUGUUUUGUUGACUGCUGCUUAUUUAAUACUACUACUAGAACAGUCCUCCAAGUGUAGUGCCAAAAUCCCUACUUCCAAAGAUGUGCAGUUUUUCCUAGAUGUUUUAUUUCAGUACCAAGAGCCCAAAACAAACGUGGGUGGGUAUGUAUAUACUUUUUUCUUUCUUGAAAGGGAAGACUUGCCUUGGGAAGUCAGGUCUAAAAGCUCUGCAAGGAAUCUCAGGUGACUGUUGCAAUUGGGCAUGGAAACUGCUUUCCUUAGCAAGAGACUUUGUUGGUUUUUGUUUUUUUAGUUUUAUUGUUUUUAAUUUGAGUAAUUUAGAAGAUCAGUCUGUGUAAACCUGUAUUUAAAUAUGAAGUAUUCAUGCUUAGGUUAAAUGUUUUUUGGGUUUUGGAUGGCAUUCCUACUCUGGUCAUUAAGUUUCUUGGUGGUCUGUGAAGUUACAUUCUGCCAAAAAGGUAAUUAAUGAUCCGUGCGUAUUGUAUGAAGGUUGCUGGGAUGGUCAUCUGGAUUCUAAGUUAUCUACCUCAUUUUUUUUUCUUUUUGUAGAUGUAGUGUCUAUUUUUCUAUUAAUGACCACUGUAAUAAACUGAGAUUCAAGCAGAUGCUUCCAUGCACUAUCUGAAACCAAAACCUGAUGUAUUAGUGGAAGCACCUGAAGACUUACUGGACUGACCUUUCACUAUUCCUCUGAUGUGUGCUGGAACUGUCGUGUAAUGGGAUCUAAAGCAGACUGGAAAUAGCGUUUGGUAAAGAAGGACUGAGUGAUGGGAAGAAGUCUUUGUGGACCGCAGGAAAUCAAGUCCAGUCUCUGUUGUGAAAGGCUCCAAAAGUACAGAUUACCAAAAGUUUGUGUAAUGUUGUUGCACCUGAUUCUUGCUUAUGAUCUCUGUAUGCCGAGUUGUGCCUUUCCUGCUGGACUUGUAAGUGAGAACAUACCAGUACCUGUUUACACUGUAAGAUGGAUAUUGUUACAUGGAACAUGCAAAAGGCAUCCCUGUUGUCAAGUUUUCUGCAUUGUGAAUGUAUGACUUUUAUGUAAGAACUGUAGUUUUUGAGUAUCUACUGACAAGUUUCUGUUGACAUUUUGAGAAUAAAUUUUGGGAUGGCUUUUUCACA